This is a messenger RNA of Microthlaspi erraticum, 495 nucleotides long. Lineage: Eukaryota; Viridiplantae; Streptophyta; Magnoliopsida; Brassicales; Brassicaceae. The record is from the annotation of a GenBank genome assembly.
AUGGGUUCAAAGUCAAUGCUUCUUGUUGCCUUACUUGUCGGCUCUCUAGCUUUCACUUCAUUUGCUAGUGUCGCUAACAGGAAGCUUAAGAGUGGUCUCGAGGAUCAAAAGACGUUCUUCCACCAUCCAGGCGGUGGUCUUGGUGGAGGCGGCGGCUUUGGUGGAGGCAGUGGCCUUGGUGGAGGAGGCGGUCUUGGCGGAGGAGCUGGUGGUGGUUUAGCCGGAGGAGCUGGAGGCGGUCUAGGCGGCGGCGGUGGUUUAGGAGGAGGAGCUGGAGGAGGAUUUGGUGGAGGAGCUGGAGGCGGUGGUGGGCUUGGUGGAGGCGGUGGUGCUGGUGGUGGAUUUGGAGGUGGAGCUGGUGCUGGGGGUGGACUUGGAGGAGGAGCCGGUGGUGGUGGUGGAUUUGGAGGAGGAGGAGGAGCAGGUGGAGGUCUCGGUGGUGGAUUCGGAGGGGGAGCCGGUGCUGGAGGUGGUUACGGCGGUGGAUUUCCUUGA